This is a messenger RNA of Tachyglossus aculeatus (Australian echidna), 2257 nucleotides long. It is a transcript of the gene TEC, whose product is annotated as tec protein tyrosine kinase. Gene Ontology annotation, biological process: peptidyl-tyrosine autophosphorylation; T cell receptor signaling pathway; intracellular signal transduction. Lineage: Eukaryota; Metazoa; Chordata; Mammalia; Monotremata; Tachyglossidae. The transcript is spliced from 18 exons. Gene Ontology annotation, molecular function: protein binding; ATP binding; non-membrane spanning protein tyrosine kinase activity. Bases 94 to 2022 code for a protein of 642 amino acids. The record is from RefSeq and is a predicted model, not a curated record.
CGGUGUCGCGGCCCGGGCGCAGACCGGCCCCGCUCGGUCCCCCGCAGCUGGCACCGCUGGCGCAGCUGGCGCGGCCCCGCAGCAGCAAUUUGGAUGGUUGAUGGCCAGAGAAGGGGCAAGCAGGAGGCUGAAAUGAAUGGGAAUGUCAUCCUGGAGGAAAUUCUCAUUAAAAGAUCUCAACAGAAGAAGAAGACAUCCCCUCUGAACUACAAGGAGAGGCUUUUUGUGCUCACGGCAUCCCUGCUGACGUACUACGAAGGCCGAGCGGAGAAAAGGCACCGGAAAGGCUUUAUCGACGUUUCCAAAAUCCGGUGUGUGGAAACCGUGAAAAGUGAUGAUGGAGCACCCCCCUGCCAGAACCAGUUCGCAUUCCAGGUUGUGCACGACGCUAACACCCUCUACGUCUUUGCACCCAGUGCCCAGAGCAGGGACCGAUGGGUGAAGAAUCUCAAAGAAGAAAUAAAGCACAACAGCAACAUCAUGGUGAAAUAUCACCCCAAGUUCUGGGCGGAAGGCGUCUACCAGUGUUGCAGACAAACAGAAAAGUUAGCACCUGGAUGCGAAAAAUACAAUCUUUUUGAGAGUAGUAUAAAGAAGACCCUGCCUCCGGCUCCACAGAAACACCAGAGAAGGCCUCCACCCCCACUCCCACCAGAGGACGAAGGUGGCGGGGAAGAAGUCGUCAUCGCCAUGUUUGAUUUCCAAGCCACCGAGGCACACGACCUGCGCCUGGAGCGGGGGCAGGAGUACAUAGUGCUGGAGAAGAGUGACGUGCACUGGUGGCGAGCCCGAGACAAGUUUGGAAGCGAAGGUUACAUCCCAAGUAACUAUGUCACAGGAAAGAAACCCAACAACCUGGAACAGUACCAGUGGUACUGCCGGAACAUGAACCGCAGCAAGGCAGAGCAGCUCCUCAAGAAAGAGGAUAAGGAAGGAGGCUUCAUCGUGAGGGACUCCAGUCAGCCGGGCCUGUACACCGUCUCCCUAUACACCAAGUUUGGAGGGGAAGGCUCGUCAGGCUUCCGCCAUUACCACAUCAAGGAAACGGCCACGACUCCCAAGAGGUACUAUCUAGCAGAAAAGCACUCGUUUCCCUCCAUCCCCGAGAUCAUCGAGUAUCACAAGCACAACGCAGCAGGUCUCGUCACGAGGCUGCGGUAUCCGGUGAGCAUCAAGGGGAGACAUGCUCCGACCACAGCGGGGUUCAGCUACGAGAAGUGGGAGAUCAACCCCUCGGAGCUGACCUUCAUGAGAGAGCUGGGCAGCGGGCUCUUUGGGGUGGUCCGGCUCGGCAAGUGGCGGGCUCAGUACAAAGUGGCCAUCAAGGCCAUCCGUGAGGGGGCCAUGUGUGAGGAGGACUUCAUAGAAGAAGCCAAAGUCAUGAUGAAGCUGACUCACCCCAAACUGGUGCAGCUGUAUGGUGUGUGCACACAGCAAAAGCCCAUCUACAUCGUCACGGAGUUCAUGGAACAUGGCUGCCUGCUGAACUACCUGAGGCAGAGACAUGGGCGCUCCAGCCGGGAUACCCUGCUGAGCAUGUGCCAGGAUGUGUGCCAGGGCAUGGACUACCUGGAGCGGAGCAGCUUCAUCCACCGAGAUCUGGCCGCCAGGAACUGUUUGGUGAAUGACUCCGGCGUGGUCAAGGUGUCUGAUUUCGGCAUGGCCAGGUAUGUCCUGGAUGACCAAUACACCAGCUCAUCCGGAGCCAAGUUUCCUGUGAAGUGGUGCCCGCCCGAGGUCUUUAACUACAGCCGCUUCAGCAGCAAGUCGGAUGUCUGGUCAUUCGGGGUGCUGAUGUGGGAGAUUUUCACCGAGGGUCGGAUGCCGUUUGAGAAGAACACCAACUAUGAGGUGGUGAACAUGGUCAGCCACGGACACAGGCUGGCUCGGCCCCCACUGGCCUCCAGCGUAGUGUACCAAGUGAUGUUGAGGUGUUGGCACGAGAAACCGGAGGGGCGCCCUUCCUUCGAAGACCUGCUGCACACCAUCGACCAGCUGGUGGAGUGUGAUGAGGCUUUCUGAAGAACAGCGUCCCAGGGAGAAGCAGUAAUGAGCGAGCUGCCCACCGGGGCCCCGCGGGACACAGUUGAAGCAGAAAACGAGAGCCACAGACUGGGGCUCGGGGGGCAGCGGCCACCGCCUCCUCAGAUGCUCAGGGACCUCACCCAUGGGGCUGCCUGCCCUCUGCCCACGUGCCCUUGGCCCGCCCGAGGGACAAAAGGGCACCAUGAACAUUGGCCAGAAAAACGAGAGCUGG